ACUGAGCUCUCCGAAGGUCCAAGGCCUGCAGGAAUCACGCGGGAGCCACGCGCGAAAUUCCAGCGCAUUUCACCACUCAAUUCAACUGCGCACCCGUCGACACCUCGCCCCCUACCGGGGAAAGCACGUUCCUUGCUUAGGAAAGAACGUGUACGUACGCGUGCCGACUGCCUAUAUGAAAGGGACCAGCUGUGCUCCUUUUGAUACUUGGCUGCGACCUGCACGACCUGCGCACCGAGGUCAACAUGUCCGCGCCUACUCGAAAGUUAUCACUGCAUGAGCGUUUCUCUCUCAUGAGACGGAACCUCUCGUUCCCCCAGCCGUUAACUGCGUUGAUCGCGUAUCCUGCUGCGUCUCUACCUACCGCGGACUUCCUCUCUCGACGUAUAACCGAGCUGCAGGAGCACUUCCCGCUCCUACGAUGCGAAGUCGUCAAUGCGAAGACGAGGGAACCGGCGUUUCAACAGCGGGCGACUUCGUACGCCCCUGAGGAGAUACUCAGGCAAGCAAGCUUUACUCUUGUCGAAGGCAGCGACGGGACUCAAGAGAAGGAGCGCAUAUUAUAUAACGAACUGGACCGAAUGACGCGCGAGGACCUCACGCGGCCGCUCUGGCAGGUUACUCUCUUCACGCCCUCUUCGCCCAGCGACAGGGGAUAUGUCGCACUCUCUGCGGACCACAUCCUCAUCGACGGCAAGGGACUCGCGCUUCUCACCCAAGCGCUGCUAGCUCCCGACAUCUCGUCGCUCCCGACGGAAACUUUGGCGCAAAUACCUCUGAUGGAGGACACGAUAGACAUCCGCCCUCCGUACUCGUAUCUCUUGCCCGUCGUCUGGCAGGAGCUUCUCGUCCCCAAGCUCCCUUCCUUCCUCCAAUCAUACGUCGCGCAGCCGAAGCCAUGGCCCGGCUCGAACAUUCAGCGCUCGCCAGCGGAGUGCGAGUGGGGUCUGUCGCUCCUCGAGCUGGCGCCUUCGCUCGUUGACGCGCUAAAGUCGGCGGGAAAGGUCCAUGAGGUCAAGACUCUCCACCCCAUCCUCAAAGCCGCGCACUUCGUCGCCAUGUGGGCCGUCCUCGCUCACAACUCCCCCGACAUCCCGUUCCCUCUCAAAGCCAACACGCCUCGCACGGAGCGCAAGGCCAGCCUCGGCCAUGCAUAUUGCACAUCGAACUACACCGCGUCCACCGACGUGCAAGUGCAGCUGAAGGCGAGCGACGACUUCUGGGCUACCGCUCGUUACGUCGCGCACGCUCUCGGCUCUCCGGAGGGCAUUCAGAACGGCAGAUACAAUAUGGGCAUGCUGUCGUUCCUCCCGGACCCCAUCCCAGACCCAGCGAAGGCAGAUACGGAUCGUCCUACGGGGUGGGAGGAGCACUUCUACGGGAAGCUGCACGGGAGCGACCCAUUCGGAGGAUCAUUGGAGGUCAGCAAUCUGGGGUACGCGGCCCUCCCGGAGGGUGCAGAGGACUUACUGUGGAGUUCGGCGUCGUGGCCGUGUGCGCCGGUGCUGAAUGCGAACGUGGUUGGGCAUGGGAAUGGACUGAGGAUCGUGACAGUGUGGAGGGAAGGGGCAGCGGUGACGAAGGAGCAGGUGAAGGAAGUGGAGAAGGUUCUGAGGCGGGUGCUCGAGAGGGUGGCAGGCAAUGAGGCUCAGGAGUCAAAGCUCAAGGACCUUGCCGCCUGAUACCAUAGUCCCCUAGGCAUACACACUAGACAUAGAGGGUCCCCAUAUGUCCCUGUAGGUCCGUCUAUACUUGUAACCUACACGUGUACGGGCGCCUAACGUCUGAUGGGGAAUCACCAAGUUCCCUCGGUCUUUCCCAUUGUCUUCCCCACAUUCAUUUCUUCCUUGCCUUUCCCUUC
This is a messenger RNA of Schizophyllum commune H4-8, 1861 nucleotides long. RefSeq lists its product as uncharacterized. Lineage: Eukaryota; Fungi; Basidiomycota; Agaricomycetes; Agaricales; Schizophyllaceae. The record is from RefSeq and is a predicted model, not a curated record. The coding region runs from base 246 to 1682 and encodes 478 amino acids. The transcript is spliced from 2 exons.